AUGGGGAAAUCUAUUUAUGAAAUUGUAGUUCAUUUUCCACAAUGUAAAAGGGAGUUAGGAGAUAAACCAAAAGAAAUUACUGAUUAUAAAAAUCCAACUUAUUGGGCAAAGUUAUGUAUUGAUAAUACUCAUAACCUUAAAUUAAGUCAUUUAAAUGUUCUUAAUCGUAAACCACAAGAUAUAUGUAACCAAGUAAUGGAAUACUUAGCCUAUGUAAAUGGGAGUUCUAAGGGAGAAAGUUUAAAUGAAUUCGGUUGUGAAUAUCUUUAUUAUUGGAUAUAUGUACUACUACAUCAUAAAUAUAAUACAGUUAUAACUGUACAUGUCGAUGAAGUUUACGAUGAGUUACUAAAUAUAUUUAUUAAAGGUUACAUAGAACAUUUUGUAGGUGAUAUAAAAAUAUCCAGAUGCCUUAAAGAUAGGACUAAAGAAAUUGAUUUUCCAAAAAUUAGAGCUAUAUAUGAUAUAUACCAUAAAAUAAUUACCCACACUUAUGGAAAUGUUGAAAAUUUUAAAUAUGUGGUAGACAUCAUGAAUAAACACAAUAAACAAAUAGAAUCUGUAUAUGAUGAAGUUAGUAAAUCAUCAAUAACAACUCCUUGCAAGAGUAGCAUUACAACUCCUAUUAUGAUUACAAUUUUAGUAACACUAUUAAUAUGCAUUUUUAUAUUUGUUCUGCUUAAGUUCGCCAAAUGCGGUUUAUGGAUACAACGUGCUAUGGCAUGGAAAAGAAAUCAUUGA
This is a messenger RNA of Plasmodium gonderi, 741 nucleotides long. Its product is annotated as variable surface protein. The transcript has 3 exons. The coding region runs from base 1 to 741 and encodes 246 amino acids. The record is from RefSeq and is a predicted model, not a curated record. Lineage: Eukaryota; Apicomplexa; Aconoidasida; Haemosporida; Plasmodiidae.